GCCGCCGCACCGCUGGGACUUUGCAUUCCCGCCGCUGACCGCCUUCUCUCCCGAACCCGCCUAUUUCCUCGUACCUUUCCCACCGGCCUCUUCCCUUCGAUACCCGAGCCAGGAUGUCGGAAAAACGCGUCGAGGAGACACCGGCUGAGCUGAGCGCUAAGGAAAUGAAAGAAAAGAAGGAAAAACAUGACGAGAAAACAGUCCACAAAGACAAGAAGAAGGAGAUAGUAGAGGAUGAGGAAAACGGAGCUGAAGAAGAUGAGGAAGAGAAUCCUGAUGAUGUUGAUGAAGAAGAAGGUGGUGAUGAGGAUGAAGAAGGAGAUGAGAACGGGCAAGAGCAGGAUGGUCAUGCAGAAAAACGAUCUGCAGAGGAGGAAGAGGAUGAAGUGGAUCCAAAGAGACAGAAAACAGAAAAUGGGUCUUCAGCUUGAGUCCUCCCCUCCCAUCUCCUAUGUUCCGUCCAUCUCCUCUUCCAUUCCAGCCUGUGCUUGCACUGUCUGUUAGCCUCUGGCUUCACACAAUCUCAGAUGAGGAAAGAUUAGAAACGCUCUCUAACAGGGAAGACAGCAGUUUCCUUCUCACCCAAAGACCUAGCCCACCCUUGG
This is a messenger RNA of Pezoporus flaviventris, 605 nucleotides long. It is a transcript of the gene PTMS, whose product is annotated as parathymosin. The record is from RefSeq and is a predicted model, not a curated record. The coding region runs from base 114 to 431 and encodes 105 amino acids. NCBI's taxonomy places the organism in Eukaryota, Metazoa, Chordata, Aves, Psittaciformes, Psittacidae. Gene Ontology annotation, cellular component: nucleus. Gene Ontology annotation, biological process: negative regulation of apoptotic process; positive regulation of transcription by RNA polymerase II. Gene Ontology annotation, molecular function: histone binding. The transcript has 5 exons.